Cadophora gregata is the source of this 4652-nucleotide messenger RNA. It is a transcript of the gene PPN1, whose product is annotated as Endopolyphosphatase. Gene Ontology annotation, cellular component: membrane; fungal-type vacuole. Lineage: Eukaryota; Fungi; Ascomycota; Leotiomycetes; Helotiales; Ploettnerulaceae. Gene Ontology annotation, molecular function: endopolyphosphatase activity; exopolyphosphatase activity. The record is from RefSeq and is a predicted model, not a curated record. Bases 1106 to 3313 code for a protein of 735 amino acids. The transcript has 2 exons. Gene Ontology annotation, biological process: polyphosphate catabolic process.
AUAUUUCAAUAUGCCAUAUUGAAUUUUUAAAAUGUCUGGAUCGAUGAUUAACUGGCUCCCAUUGAAAGUAUAUUUGGGCGUACUCGAGAAGAGAAGAGAACCCCACCACGCCGAGCACCCCGCAAGCGAACCGCUCCGGAAUAUCAACAGACCCCCACGCCAAAGGAGACCCUAUCAUGAACCAAAUUCCGAAGACUUUGAAAGUUAGUCGAAGUAAAGAGUUGAAGUAAUUACAUUUCUCAUGGAAGUUUCAGGACAUAUGGUUUUGGUGGUCUAUCGAAGACAGGAGCGUUAUGGCCAGUGGGGGCGAAGUUGUUGGUUGCCUUGGUCCGUUGUUGAGUGAGAACUGUUGCCGAAGAAUAUCUAGAGCAGCGUAGGACUGCAAGCCUCCAGCUGUUGUCAGUAAAUAGGGAUAGCAAAGGUAUAGAUGACGCCACAACUUCGGAGGUCCCUCCCGUGAGCCAAGUGAUGAGUGUUGCCUUCGUAUACCUGCGUAGGUACUUUCCCGCUGACUCCUCUGGUGGGGGGUGUGGUCUUAACUGAGCAAUCAACACAACCCUUCAUACAUGCAUCACGAUGCAUCCGGUGCAACACAAUACCAUCAAAUAUUGACAAAGAUGAAGAAGGCAGCGCAAAACGCGGUCGCGUGAGUACAUUCCCAAGCAAGCUGGGGGAUGAUUUUCGCGGAAACAGCCAAACCCCCACAGUGUCAGCGUACAUCUGACUCGAAGCUUCACACGUGGAUGCCUGAUUGGAUGAAAUGACUUCCUCCAAACAGUUGCGUGAGACACCUUGAGGGCUGAAGGUGAUGUUCAUGAGUACAUCAAGAGGGCGAUGACCGACGACAUCUUGAUUUUGGAAUACUUAUAUUGUUGUGAGCCUCCAAAACGCUGGUUUCUUGAAGAGAAAGCUUUGACUUCGGACUCCCCGUUCUCAAAAGUUAAUCCCAGUAAGAAGAAGCCACGAACGUCACCGCACCGCACUCUCAAGGUCCUCAAAAGCGCAUAUCAACAGAGCCAGAGGCCGAAGCCUCUAGACGCUCAGUCAAGAAUGGUCAAUAGCACCUAAGUAUUUUAUUCUAUCUUUUCCCCAAGAUUGUUUCGCUAUGCGUUCAACCGCAAUACUAUUAGCAGCCUAUCUGCUUAAAUUUUCCCAUGGCACACCCAUCGGCGAUGCCCAACCCGUCCUGCAGGUGCCAUUGGAUGAGCAUCCACAGGCACAGAAACAGGAACAGGUACAAGCCUCACGACGAUUGCAUGGAAGGUUCCUGCAUGUCACAGACCUGCACCCCGACCCUCACUACAAAAUCCAUUCGUCGACGGAGGAGGACGAUGCGUGUCACAGAGGCAGGGGCCUGGCGGGCACAUAUGGUGCAGAAACCUCAGAUUGCGAUACGCCAUACGCCCUGAUAAACGCGACAUUCAAAUGGAUCGACGAAAACCUCAAAGAUAGCAUCGAUUUCGUUAUAUGGACCGGCGACUCUGCACGGCACGACAGCGACGAAAAGAUUCCUCGAAACGCGAACGAAGUUCUCGAUACGAACAGAUGGGUUGCAGAAAAGUUCUUGGAAGUCUUCAGUACCGACGGCAAUCCCAAGAAGGAUCUCGCCAUUCCGAUCGUCUCUACAUUUGGAAACAAUGAUAUCCUUCCUCAUAACAUCCUGCUUUCGGGGCCGAAUAAGUGGCUGAAGGCAUAUACCGAUAUCUGGAGCAAGUUCAUCCCGGAGGAGCAGAGGCAUGGCUUUGAGAGAGGAGGAUGGUACUUCGUUGAGGUUAUCCCGAGGAAAUUGGCUGUGUUCAGUCUCAACACGCUCUACUUCUUCGACCACAAUGCUGCUGUUGAUGGUUGCGCCCUCCGAUCCGAGCCGGGUUACGAACACUUCGAAUGGCUUCGAAUCCAGCUUCAGUUCAUACGAGAUCGUGGUAUGAAGGCAAUUCUGAUCGGCCAUGUCCCGCCCGCGAGGACGGACAGUAAGCAGCUCUGGGACGAGACGUGCUGGCAGAAAUACACACUUUGGCUGGACCAAUACCGGGAUGUCAUUGUCGGAGGGCUCUACGGGCAUAUGAACAUUGACCAUUUCAUGUUGCAGGACAAGAAGCAUAUCGAUUUGGUUGUGGCUGGUGGAGAUGCAUCUGACAGCGCGUCCAUUCGUACAUUGAUGGACGAGGAGCUUUCAAUCGAGUCUGCAAAUGACUAUCUCGAAGAACUUCGCGCAGAUUGGUCAGGGUUACCAAAUCCAAAUGUUAUAUUCAGUGAUGAUGAAACCAUUGACGAUCUCAAGAAGAAGCAUAAGGAUAAGAAAGGUAAGAAAGACAAGCCAAGCAAGAAAGACCGGGCUCUGAAGAAGAUUGGAGGGCCGUGGGGAGAACGUUUCCAGGUCACUCAUGUCAGCCCGAGCAUUGUUCCCAAUUUCUUUCCGACGCUGCGGGUCAUGGAGUACAACAUUAGUGGACUAGACCUCUCAGCGACUUGGGCCAGCGCUCAAGCCUCGGAUCAGCAACAAGAGAUGGACUGGCUUGAGGAGGUGAUCGAUCCAAAAAUUGAGGAUGCAGAGGACGAAUUUGUAGACGAUGAGGAUGGCAAUGACGAAGAAUCUAUCGCCAAAAAGAAGAAGAAGCACAAGAAGCCGAAGAAGCCAAAGAAUCCGGAUCUCAUCGUUCCAUCUCCGCCUGCGAAGAGCUCGCCACCUGGACCCGCUUACUCUCCUCAAUCUUUGACACUACUGGGUUACACUCAGUACUUUGCCAAUCUGACCUAUAUCAAUCAUGAUACCCACAUCGGCGAUGAGGGAGCAGAUGCUGACAAAUGGCACGAGGGAAAGCACAAGGGGAAGCAUCCAAAAGACAAGAUUCCGCAUCCUAAGCCUUUCCGAUUUCAAGUCGAAUACGACACUUUCACCGAUCCAAUAUACAAAUUGACAGACUUGACAGUGCGAAGCUAUAUCAAGCUUGCUCAUAGGAUAGGCCAGUACAAGCCCCGGAAAGGCGACAGCAUCGAUGAAUCCUUUGACGAGCAGGAAUUAGACGAGAGCGAUGAGGACGAUGAGAUCCUCGAUGAUGAGGCUGAUGACAACUAUGAUGAUGACAAUAAUGACGACGAGGAUCAUGAGAUGGAAGCGGAGGGAAAGAAGCACAAGAAACAUAAGAAGAAAAAGCAUCACCGUCAACACGAGAAGAAUAAAGUCUGGCUACGGUUCGUUAGACGUGCGUUCGUUGGAACCUUGGAAGAAGAAGACCUAAAGUCAUUCGAUGGGGACUCAGAGUUCAAUCUUGGCGACGAGAUUCCAGAUUUCAUCCACGAUGGAGAGUUGUGAUUAUAGGCGGCAUUCUUCGGAGUUCGGGUUGGAUGUACCGAAUGCAUUAUCGGCGUAUGGGAAAGCAUGGGCGUGGCGUAGUAUGACAUGGUAUGAUACCUUUUGUUCUUAUUGUAUGGAGUAGGAACCUCCCUUGUGAGCAUUAGAAGUAUUAAAUGCAAGCCUGGCAGACUCUGCAUUGCGAAUACUUUCUCUUGACUUCCAUCGUUCAUUUUCUCGUCUAUAACUUGUAAAGACGCUAUGGGCAGGUGCGUUGAGGCCUGAGUUAUAAAGCCUAUGCAAUGUAAUGCAUAUUCCCGUGGCUUUGCAUGGAAUGAUCCGAGCAUUUGAGCUCCCAAGAGCUCUCGAGAGAUCUGGUUCUCUCUUAAACUGCACAGAACAGACAUGCGAAGAACUUGAAAUAUCCUCUAGAAGAGCGUUGCACAAUGAAAUAGCCCUCUCAACGGGUAGUUCUGAUUCUGCCACCUUUUGGUACUACGGCAAAGGCUUGAGAGAUCACCACUUCAGAGGCUGUUUGUCUUUGGUUGUUGUAUAUGCUCGCUUUAUGCUUAAUCCAAUUUCUCCUCCUGUCAUAUACGUUAUCUUCAGCAAUUGUAAACAUCUUUCGAAACUCUUAGGUGAAUGCCUAAGGUGGACCAAAAAGUCACUUUCUUGUUUGUUUUGGUUGAGGCGUUUCGGUUAAUUCGAAGCGACCCUUUUGCCGAAUAAGUCUUGAGCAACAAAGCUGGAGACGGAGCAUCAACCGAAGUGUGCAGUUUUUGAACAUAGUCACGAGUUUUCGUUGGUCUAAAUGAUCUUUAGAUGCUUGUCGCAAGGUAUUUAGGCUUGUCUUGAGGCGCAAAGUUCCUUGAGAUCAAGGUCGACAUUGAAACAAGGGUUUCUGGAUCAAAUAUCUUUCACUUAUUAAUCUCCUUUGUAAACAUAUAAUUCCAAUACUAGAUUAUCACUAUUUAGAGCUUAGAUAGGUUACUCUUGUUGCUUUUUGUUUCCUCUAAGCCCGAUAUUCGUUAGAUUUCUCAGGUUCCUCAACUAGCGUUGACGGCUCGGGUUUGUGUUGUUUGGAUCUUCAAGCAACGAAUUAGAAACAUCUGGCUCAGGAUCAUUCCAAGCUUUCAAAGAGCAUUCAGCUCAACUUCAAAGUUGUCGCCCAUGGUAUUGAAAGGAGUCGGAAAAUAUGCUUGUUGCUGAGGGACUUUUCUUGGACAUCUAAACUUGCUGGAGUCAUUCGAAGAAUAUCCUUUCAAGCACUGAAAUGAUUUGAGAACUUUCAGCCUAUGAAGAUGUUGGAUGUCUUUAAUCCAACUGGCAGUGUUUAAAUACACUGAUGGGACAAAUGUAG